AUGGAACUUAAUAUCGAUAGUCGUAAGAACAAAAAAAAAUCUAACGAUGAGGAAGGUGAACCACCUAAUCCAAUUUCUGGUUCAAAAACCGAAGUAAAAUUUGUUUAUAGUGAUGAAAAAAUUGAUGAUGAGUUUGAGCAAACUAAGUUUAUAUACGAUGAUGAUAAGAAAACUAAGUUUAUCUACGAAGAUGAGAAAACCGAAGAUGAUGAAUUUAUAAACGAUUAUAAGAAAACAAAGUUUAUUAAUUAUGACGAGGAAACCGUGUUUAUUUACAAGAAACCUGAAGAAGAUAAGUUUAUUUAUAGCGAUGAGAAAAUCAUGUUUAAAUAUGAUGACGAGAAAACCGAAGAAGAUGAUUAUAACUAUGGUUAUGAGAGUACUGAGUUUAGUUACGGUGAUGAGCAAUCCAAAGAUAGGCUUAGUGAACAAGAUAAAAAAUCCGAAGAUAAGUUUGUUUACAGUAGUAAAGAUUCAACUGGUGUUAAAUUUGAUUACGAUGACGAAAAACCAGUCGAUGAAGAUAAAUUUGUUUACAAUGAAGAAAAAGCCGAAGGAAGUUAUUUGGUUUACAAUAAUGCUACUUCCGCGUCAACUGUUUACCCUAACCAACCUCGUCAAUCUCGUGACGAAUCAUAUAACAGCACCGAGAAACCAAAUGUUCAAUAUAAGAGCAAGAACAAGAGCACUUUUUCAGAACAAGGAAACAUUAUUAAUGAUUCAAAUGAAAAUCUUGGAGAGAAAUUUAAGAAUGAAAAUAAAUCUUUAAAUAAAGGACGACUUACUGAAUCAACAACUGAAUCGAUCCAGAUUAAACCGAAUCUAAGUAAUGAAGCUCGUACGGGAUAUUCAGAUGUCAGCUCAAACAACGAGCCACCACUAUCUAAAUCGCAAAGGAAGAAACUUAAUAAACAAAAAAAACAAGCUGAUGAUAUGCAAGCCAAGGGUGAAUUUGUUGAAAAACGAGAACAAAUUGAUGAUAAGCAAGCUCAAGGUAAAGAAGUAGAAAAACGAGAACAAAUUGAUGAUCAGCAAGUUAAGGGCAAAGAUGUUGAAAAACGAGAUCAAACUAAUAAGCAAGCUAAGGUUAAAGAUGUUGAAAAACGAGAUCAAACUAAUGAUAAGCAAGCUAAGGGUAAUGUUGUUGAAAAACGAGAACAAGUUGAGAAUAAAUUUGUUGACAUCGUAUUUCAUUUGCAUUUACCUAAGGCAAUUACUGGGAAGCUUGUUGUACUCGGUAAUAUCAAAGAACUUGGCAAUUGGAAUGAACAUAAAGUGCAACUUAAUCAACAUAAGCGAGGUUUUUUUCCUCAACGUCGUAUAGCCACUUCUUAUUGGUAUUCGAAUCCUGUUCGUAUCCCAAUGGUAAGGUUUCAAAAUAUUGUUAGAUAUAAGUAUGCAGUAUUUGAAUCUAGAAAAAAUGGUAAAAGAACCGACACGCGUUUAUAUUAUGAAGGGAAAGACAAUAAGGACGAUCGUGUGCUAGAAUUUCAAUGUCAAAACCAAUUUGAUAUUUGGAAAAAUAACGCUGAUUUCAAUGGACGAGUCACGGAUUAUAUGUUCUUGAAAGUCAUUUAUGAUUCAGUAAAUGUAGAAAAUUUCAAGGAAAAAAUUUUAGAAUAUGACAGUAUUUUAAAACAGCAUCACGAAUUAACAUUAGCCGAAACGAAUAUUAAAUUUAUUAGCGAGCAUGCGGUGGAUAAGAGUAUUGCUAAACAACAUUUUCUAUGUUUUCUUUUAGGACAUUGUCGUCCUAAUAUUACUGGAAAAUUUGAAUUUUCAAAAGAUUUUAAUUCAACUGCUUUUCUUAAAACUGCUUUCAAAGUUCAAUCAAACUCAUUCCCAUCCGAUGAUAUGCGUAUCGUAUUAAAAGGGAUUGACUAUUUAAUUCAUCACAAUAUUGAUAAUGGAUUACACGACUGGCUCCCUAUCUUUACCUUGGCGCCGUUGAUCGACCCACAGUAUAAGUUUAUGGAAACGAUAUCCCUUGUUAAGUGUGAUGAAAAGUAUAUCGAAAGUUGUUUCGAAAAUAUAUUGAAAAAUAAAUUUAAUGAAAAUACUUAUGAGAGAAUUAUUAAGUGGUUGAUUGACCAGUGCAACAAAAUGAAAAUGUUUUCAACCAUUUGGCAAUCUAUUAAUCAUUCUGAUAAGCUUGACAAGCAGAUUCAACCAUAUUUUGUAGGAAGAAUUGAAAAAUAUAUAUCUAAGGAUGAUCUCGUUGAUUUACACAAAAAUUUUAGCGAGCUUCCCGAGGCAAUUGGAAGUUUAGUCGCUGCACCAUUUAGAGAAAGAACUCUUCAAUUAUUAACCAAUAGCCGUAAUUCUAUUUGGAAAGGAUCUCGUUCCGAAUCUCUUUUUUUUCUUAUAAAUUCCGCAAAUUUACGUUGGACAAAAGAUGAAUAUAUUAUCGUAUUGGAAACAUUAUCAAACUUAGAAGAAUAUCAGCUAUUAAGCGUGUUUCCAUUAUUGUUUAAAAAUUGGAUUUAUAAAUUCAAAGAUACCAAAGAUGAGAAAAUAAUUCAAAUUUGUGUUCAAUGGUAUAAAAACCUUAUUAAAAGCAUGGCUCUUAUAACAUCAUCCAGUACAGCACCUCGUGAAGUAGAAUUCAUAAUCUCGGUCUUUGAGAAAUUGUCCAUGAUCGGUUCAUUACUUAAUGAUCAAAUCAUCUUGGAUAAAUUAAUGUCUUUAACGUUCGAUCGAAUUAAAAAAUGUGUAGAAAGAAACAUUUUUGCUGCUACAACUGGAGUUGCAAAGUUUGGCCAAGUAGUGCGCCUCGUAUUUACGAAAAUUAUUAAAGAAAAGAUUGAUCUAAUGAGAUUGGACUAUGAUGAAUUAUUACUAAAGAAAAUGAGAACUGUUUGUGGUUGUGGUAACAAUUUAGAGAUUCCCAAUGA
Funneliformis mosseae is the source of this 2894-nucleotide messenger RNA. Lineage: Eukaryota; Fungi; Glomeromycota; Glomeromycetes; Glomerales; Glomeraceae. The record is from the annotation of a GenBank genome assembly.